This is a messenger RNA of Helobdella robusta, 768 nucleotides long. RefSeq lists its product as hypothetical. Bases 1 to 768 code for a protein of 255 amino acids. The record is from RefSeq and is a predicted model, not a curated record. The transcript has 7 exons. NCBI's taxonomy places the organism in Eukaryota, Metazoa, Annelida, Clitellata, Rhynchobdellida, Glossiphoniidae.
AUGGCUAUGAAUAAGAAACAGCAGCAGCACAACUACAAUCAUAACCGCCGGAUGAGGAGGAUGAAGAAGAUGAUGGUUGUAGCUGCUUCUAAAAUGUUUCUACAUCUGACCAACGUCGUGCCCACUUUUAACUUGGCUUGCUUCAUCAAGAUUCUGUCACAUUUCUACAGUACCAACCUUGAUGCUGACGACAAUGAUGAUGAUGAUGAUGGCAUUGACGAAGAUGAUAAUGAUGAUGAUAACGACACCAAAGUUAACAAAAAUAAUAACAGCAACUACAAUAAUAAUAAUAAUAAUAAUAAUGAUGAUAAUAAUAAUAAUAAUAAUAAUAAUAAUAAUAAUGUUAAAGUACCUGUCAGGGAUCUGAAAAUUGUUCAGCAUGCAAUGACAACAACUGCAAUGAAGUUGUUGUUUUGGUCUUUAUAUUACAUUGACAUAACGUCAAUGUACCCGUGUGUGGUUGUCCAUAACGACAACAACAACAUAUUGAGUAACAACAACAAUAUGUUAAACUUCAAAGAGUCAGCAUUCGCGAGGCAUGUGCAGGCCAUUGGCAGUCUGUUCUGCAAGAAUAUUCUCGUAACAGUCACAUUCAUCAACUUAAUUGAAAAGAUCCUGAACAAGAAUUUAUUGAAGGAUGAUCAAAUAUUGAGAGAAGUGAAGGAGAAGAUAAAAGACAUAAAUGAUGGAAAGAUAGAGCCAGUAAAUGACACGAACGAGUAUAACCUCCACGCCAUAUUUAACAGGCUUUUUGCUUCAGCUAUAUAA